Oryzias melastigma (Indian medaka) is the source of this 3135-nucleotide messenger RNA. Its product is annotated as bromodomain-containing protein 4. Lineage: Eukaryota; Metazoa; Chordata; Actinopteri; Beloniformes; Adrianichthyidae. The record is from RefSeq and is a predicted model, not a curated record. The transcript is spliced from 4 exons. Bases 560 to 2563 code for a protein of 667 amino acids.
UAUGUAAACUUGGAAUUUAUUUCAAGGGUUUAAUCUGGAUGGCUGUUCCAUUCCUCCAUUUUCAUUAUGCUGUCUUUUACUCAGAUGUGCUCUGUAAUAAUUUUCUUUCUCGUCUAAUUUCUUUUUGCCCCCUUGUUCAUUGUCUGUGUUCUUCUGGUGAAAAUAAAAAUGUUGUAUAUUAAGUUUUGCUAAUAAAGUUUGUUUUAAAAAACGGACAUAAAUAAAUAAAACACAAAUGUGAUUAAAUCUAUAAAAUAUAAAUUAUUCUGUUAAUAACCAUAAAAACAAAAACAUAAAAACAAAAAAGUGGACCAUUUUUGGUUGGUGUCACUUCAUCCUCCGACCAGAAGGUGGCGGUACUAAAACCUAGUUGUGUCUAUCCGCCUUGGUCGUCCGGGUUAGUUUCAGAUGCUCGUUAACUAUUACAGUUUGUUAUCGGUGGCAAGAGUAAAUCCUUUACAUCGAUAUAAUUUCUUUGCGUUGCAGUUCUGGAGGUUUUCCUCCUCCGGAGAGUGGAUUUGAUCACCGAAGUUAGAAGCUUUGCAUUUGUUCCAGGAGGAUGUACUCGAGCAGCUCCGAGUCCAGUCACAGAUGGCAGAACUCUGAGCGAAGUUCUCGGCAGUGGGAUGAGCCCAACAAAAGGAGGGAGAAAUGGCCUGAAUCUCAUUGGGAUUCCCAUCACCAAUAUCACAGAGAAGAACCCAGAAGCUCUGAGAGGACGAGCAGAAACCUGGAGGGCGACGACUCGCCGCAGAGGCGCUACAGCAGAGACUCUCUGAGCAGAGACUGGGACAGAGGGAGCCCCGUGAGGAGGCGCGUCUCCUCACCAGUCUGGGACGGCUAUGAGACAAAGAGGCGGAGGUACACGGCUGAUUAUACCGACCACAAAUACAGACAAAGACACGAUUCUCCACGCAGGCUGUCGCCAGACAGUUUCUCAAACAAUCAAAAAGGUACUGACUUUAAAUAUUCAGCAUCACAUGAUGAUGAGAACUUUAGGUACAGGAGAUCCCCUCCCGACUCCUGGCACCGGCAUCCACAGGACGCUUACAGGAAGAGAUCGGACGAUUUAAGCGACAGGAGUUUUCCUGGUUCUUACAAAGACAGAGAUGAUCAGAAUCGGAGGCAGAAUUCUUCUCAGGAGAGGAGAUGGUCUCCAGAUCGCUCCACAAAGAUUCAAUUCAAGGACAAAGAGCAUAAGGACAGCCCCCCCGCGGCAGAAUGUAGACAACAAAAACAUCGAGCGGGGUUCUCCACGAACAGAUCCAGCGGGCAGGCUUUGCAGGCUGAUGACGCCACGAAGAGCAAUGAGCUGAAGUCCUCCACAGGCUUCCAGCGUUUUCUGGAGGUUCUGAACAAGGGCGUGAAUGUUGACGUUCUCACCAAGAUUGUGACUCAAAAUCCGGAUCAACAGGUUUCCCCCAACCAUUGUGGGAACACCGUGGAUCGAGCUGGAAAGAAACAGAAUCAAGAACGAAGAGGUUGGGGGCAAAGAUCUCGCACGCUCGUUGCUGUAAAGCCUCAGCAGAGGACGCUCAGUCCAAGCAGGAGCCCUGUGGAGAAGUCUCUUCCAAAGACUGACGGCUCGACGGAGAACGUGUCCAAGCCCUCUGUGGUGGAGAAGGUCCUAACGCCUGAGGAGGAGCAGAAGCAGAGACAAAUGCAGGGCGUUCUCCAAGCUAUAGGUUUAGAUCUGGGGUUUGAAGAACUCGGUCAAAUGUCCAGUCGAAUCCAGGAGCGUCUCUACGGCAAGAAGGACGAAGAUGUGACUAAUGAGAGGAGCACGAGACCAACGUUUGCUUCAAAACGCCAAAGUAGAUCGUGGUCCUCCAGCCGCUCCAGUUUUAGCCCCACGAGUCGCAGCUCGGACACGAAAAGAGACUUGAGUUCUCAAAGGGACGAAGUCGAGCAACAUCCUCCGCAGCAUCCUCUGCAGCAUCCUUCACAACGUCGUUCCCAGCAUCCUCCGCAGCACCCUCCCCCACAGCAUCCUUCGCAGCAUCCUCCCCAGCAUCCUCCUCCACCGCAGCAUCCUCCUCAGCACCCUCUCCAGCAUCCUGUGCAACAAACCACAGAUUAUGGCAAAUUUAGAUACGAGGACGCCAGGUCCAACUGUCACAGAAGUCCCGCUGUUCUGCACAUUUCUUCUCCAAAUUCCUCAUACGCUGUGACUCAGCCGCCGCCAGCGUCUCAGCCGCCCCCAGCGUCUCCCAUCCUAACAUACCCACCCAAGAACUGGUCAGAGUUUUUAUACCCACCCCCUUCUUUAGUUCCACCUCCAGUCCCACCUCCUGUCCCGCCUCCAGUCCCGCCUCCAAUCACGCCGUCUGUCAGACCGGCUCUUUUCCUGCCUCCUUUCACUGGCGUUCCCGCCGGUCUUCCCGUGGCUCCCCCGAGCAUCUUUCCCCCUCCACUUGACCAGACGGGACGCUUUUUCCCGCCACCCAUAAACUUUCCGCCUUUCCCUCCGCCUGCCCUAAAUACAUUCCAAACCCUGAACAAAACCCCGAACAUUAAAGCUAAGCCGCAGGCCAGGCCGCGCUGCCUGCAGGUGAUCAAAUGAGUGGAUGAAGGGACGAGGGUCAGGUGACCCGCACGAAUCCCUUUUUCUGCACUUUUGGUUGAUUUCUUAGAAAAAUGACUAAAACAUUCUAUCAUAUGGUUUCAUGAUAACACUGUAUCUGUUUGUUGGUGAAAUAAUAAAUCCUUCGCUACUAUCAAUGGAAACUAGCUGCUUCAGUCGUUGAGCAAGGCAGCUACAGGACAGACAGAGAUGCUAACACAAACAAGCAGCGGCCAUUUAAUAUCGCUUCUCCGUUGAGGCCGGACAUGAAGCAGGUGGGCGUCUCAGGAGCUCCAAAACUUCCAGAUUUUAUCCAGAAAAUUCCUUCUUACUGAUUUUGAAGGUGAGGAGACUCCUGAGGAGGAAGAGGGAGCUGGACCUGGACGGGAACACGGUGAGAGCUCCGCGGUCAGGUUAAAACUUUUACAACAGCAAAAAGAAAUGGUCUUUCAAUGUCUGUUUUUGUGUUUGUUGAAGGUUCAAACUCCAGUUUGACUCAGUUCUUUGAGUAAGACUUGACCUCACAGUUCUCAGUUGUAAAUAAAGCUGUAAGUCUUUGGUUCCACUUCUUA